This is a messenger RNA of Carassius carassius (crucian carp), 1551 nucleotides long. It is a transcript of the gene opn5, whose product is annotated as opsin 5. Gene Ontology annotation, molecular function: G protein-coupled receptor activity. NCBI's taxonomy places the organism in Eukaryota, Metazoa, Chordata, Actinopteri, Cypriniformes, Cyprinidae. The record is from RefSeq and is a predicted model, not a curated record. Gene Ontology annotation, cellular component: membrane. Bases 402 to 1457 code for a protein of 351 amino acids. Gene Ontology annotation, biological process: G protein-coupled receptor signaling pathway. The transcript has 7 exons.
CUACCAAUAGUGGAGGAAACCGUGCAGAGCUGACUGGAUUUCUAAGUCGCCGGUUACUUUGACCAGCCACUAUUUAUCGUUACAAACUGAGCUCCACUUUCUUGUAGAUAAUCGCUCAUUGCUUUUCCUAGCUCUAAGGGACCGUGCUGAACAACGACUAUCAUCAUCAUCAUCAUCAUCAUCAGAAAGAGAAGUAGCCAGAACAACAGCCGCUCAACUGAAGCGUACCAACAUAAUAACGUAAGGAAUCAGCUGUGUGUGUGAUUUAAAAACGUGGAUUAUGGAGAAGUUAUCAGAUCAAUUUUAGGAUCAUUUCCAGACUAGAGAAAAGUGCUCAGAUCCAUCGGGAUGGUUGAAGAGUUAUAGCAAGGAAAGUAAUCACACUCCUAAGUAAGGCACUAAUGGAGAAUGAGACCAUCCCUUCGGGCUACGUCCCACAUUACCUUCUACGAGGAGAUCCCUUUGCUUCCAAGCUGUCCAAGGAGGCAGACAUAGUGGCGGCGUUCUACAUCCUUAUCAUCGGUAUCUUGUCAGCCACUGGAAAUGGUUAUGUCAUAUAUAAGACCAUCAAACGGAAGAGCAAGUUAAAGCCGCCAGAGUUCAUGACACUGAACCUAGCUGUGUUUGACUUUGGCAUAUCAGUCACUGGAAAACCAUUCUUCAUAGUGUCUAGUUUUUCCCAUCGCUGGUUGUUUGGCUGGCAGGGCUGCCGCUACUACGGCUGGGCCGGCUUUUUCUUCGGAUGCGGAAGUCUCAUUACCAUGACGAUUGUCAGCUUAGACCGCUACUUGAAGAUCUGUCAUUUAAAAUAUGGUUCAUGGUUCAAACGGCAUCAUGCCUUUCUAUCUGUGGUUUUUACAUGGAUCUACGCUGCCUUCUGGGCCACCAUGCCAGUGGUGGGCUGGGGCAACUACGCACCUGAGCCGUUUGGCACCUCCUGCACGCUGGACUGGUGGCUGACCCAGGCCUCGGUGUCUGGCCAAAGCUUUGUCAUGUGCAUGCUCUUCUUCUGCCUCAUCUUCCCCACCUGCAUUAUCUUCUUCUCCUAUGUCAUGAUCAUCUCCAAGGUGAAAUCCUCAGCCAAAGAAGUCUCUCAUUUCGACACACGGAACAAGAACAACCACAUCUUGGAGAUGAAGUUGACUAAGGUGGCGAUGCUGAUCUGUGCUGGGUUUUUAAUAGCUUGGAUCCCUUAUGCUGUGGUAUCGGUGGUGUCUGCUUUUGGAGAGCCUGAUUCAGUGCCUAUCUCAGUCUCUGUUGUGCCAACUUUGCUGGCCAAGUCCUCUGCUAUGUACAAUCCAAUCAUAUACCAAGUCAUCGACUGUAAGAAGAAGUGUGCAAAAUCAUCUUGCUUUCAAGCUUGGAGUAAAAAGAAACACUGCAAGACAUCAAGGUUCUACUCCAUCUCUGCCUCCCUGAAACAGAGACCAGCCAAUGAAGUUCCAAUUGAGAUAUGAGGAAAUGACAGGAACUCACAAUGGGCCUGUGAUAGGACACUGGGCAAUUUGUUAUUGUGCAAUUUAGUCAUCAACAGUUCACACCUGCCUAACU